Molecule: messenger RNA, 1125 nt
Organism: Prunus armeniaca (apricot)
Lineage: Eukaryota; Viridiplantae; Streptophyta; Magnoliopsida; Rosales; Rosaceae
Source: the annotation of a GenBank genome assembly
AUGAUGAUGACUGUUUUGAUAACUGAGGAUCCUGGCAGGUCAAUCGAUGUUUACUUACGGCCAUUGGUUGAUGAGCUCAAGGAUUUAUGGACAAACGAUGUGCGCACAUACGAUAAAGCCACUAGGAAGAUGUUCACUUUGCGGGCAGCAGUGAUGUGGACUGUAAAUGAUUUUCCCGCAUAUGCAAUGGUUUCUGGGUGGAGCACAAAUGGUUAUAUGGCAUGCCUUGUAUGCAAGGAAAAUGUAACUUCUGGUUGGCACGCAGGAAAAGUUUGUUAUCAUGGUCAUCGAAGAUGGUUGCCAUGGGACCGCGAGUGGCAGGAAAAGGAUAAAGAGUUUGACCGGAACACAGAGCAUCGCCUCAAACCUAGAGAAUGGUCCGGUGAUGAGAUCUUGGAACAGCUAAACCGUUUGGAUUUUUCUCCGUUCGGGAAAACAGUUACUCUGACUAGACCUUCUACACAUUUGAAUUGGAUGCACAAGUCUAUGUUUUUUGAGCUCCCAUAUUGGUCGAAACUAAAAUUGAGGCACAAUCUUGACGUUAUGCAUGUUGAGAAAAAUGUCUUUGACACAUUGCUGGGCACGAUUCUAGAUAUCGAUGAUAAGACAAAGGACACGAUCAAAGCUCGUCUUGAUUUGGAAAGAAUGAGCAUACGAAGAGGUUUAUGGAUGAACAGGGACGGUGAUAAAGUUAGAAGGGAUCUAGCAUUUUUUGCCAUGAAACCGAAUGACAAAAAACAUUUUCUACAGUUUGUAUCGUCAGUAAAGUUUCCCGAUGGGUAUGCUUCUAAUAUCGCGCGUUGCGUGAAUGUUGACGGGGGUAAAUUUACUAGACUGAAGAGCUAUGACUGCCAUGUGUUUAUGCAAUGCCUACUUCCUGUGGGUAUUCGACACCUUUUGCCAGAAGAUGUAGUGAAACCAAUCAUGUUGUUGUCCAAAUUUUUUUCUCAACUGAAGGCAAAAACAUUGCGAAAGACAGACAUUAAUCAGUUGUGCCAUGACAUUGUCCAAGUCCUAUGCAAGUUCGAGAUGAUAUUCCCUCCAGCUUUCUUCACAAGUAUGAUCCACGUGAUGGUUCAUUUGCCAGAAAAGGCAUUGCUCGCUAGUCCUGUAAACUAUCGCUAG